AUGUCGAGAUAAGUAUAUAUGUUAGUUAAAACUAAAGUAACUAUUGAAAAGAUUCGAUUUAGUAUCAAAGUCUUUAGAACAAUUUGAUUUAUAUGAAUAAAAGGAAUUUUCGAUUCCCUGCUCUUAGUAGUAUAAAUUAAUACUUAUUCUUAGAUACUCUGAAGAAUGUUAUCAAGCAUUUUAGAAGAUUUAUCAGAAAAGUUAAAUUCCUCGAAUUUAGAUGAUUCCAGAAGAUGAAAAAGAGUUUUACAUUUUAAAUAGAGAUACAGGACUUAUGAUAGAUUGUAGAAAAUUAGAUGAUUAUACAAUAUCAAAAACAGACACAAAAGAAGUGGCUUGGAAGAAUUAUUGGAAACAUAGUCGAGAAAUUAGUGAGCUACUAGUAUAAUUAAUCUAAUCGAAUGAAAAUAAUAAAGUGUAUGAACUACUCGCUCACCCUUAAUUCUAUAUAGAUUUAAAUAUCAGGUACAAAUAAUUAUAAUAAAGUAGGGAUUUAGAUGAUUGGACUCCGCUUCAUUUUGCAUGUUAAUAAAAUAAUACUGAGAUAGUUUAACUCUUAUUACAUUAAUAAGCAAAUCCAAAAUUAGUUUCUUUGGAUAAAAAGACUCCAUUACAUAUUGCAGCAGUGAAGAAUAACUCAACAAUUUGUGAAUUAUUGAUUAAUUUUGGAGCUGAUGUUGAUGCUUAAGAUUCCGAUUAAAAUACACCAUUACAUAUUGCUUCAUUAUAUGGAAAUGAUUAAGCUUGUAAAAUAUUGAUAGAGAAACGUGCAAAUCAUAAUUUGAAAAAUUAUCAACAUUUAACUCCUAUUGAAGUUAGUUCAGAUAUUAGAAUUAUUGAGAUAUUUAAUCAAUUCGAAAUCUCGCUUAAUAAUUUUACUUAUACAAGAACUGUUGUGAAGAAAUAAAAUUUAGUAUUACAUAAUAGUCGAAGAGAUCAUGUUCAAAAGAUAAUGUAGUUAGCUAAAUAAUAAUAAAAAAGAAUUAAUGAUCGAGAAAUUAAUUAAGAAUUACUAAUUAAUGAAUAAUUAAGAUAAUCUCUUAAUAAUAAAGAAAAUAAUUAAAAUAGAACUACUUGGGGUAAAAUUAUGGAUUUCGCAGUAUCAUUUUCUAGAAUCUCAAUCAAAGGUAAUAGAUAAACGAUAAAUGCAGAAUCUGAAAAAAAUAAGAUUGAUCCAUCUUCAUUUAAAUUUUAUUAAAAAUUAGGAGAAGGAGGAUUUGGUUAAGUUUUUUUAGUUGAAAAAAUUGGAUAAGAACCAAAAAAGUAUUAUGCAAUGAAAAUAUUAAAAAAAGAAGAUAUAGAUACAUCAAAUAUAAUAAAAUCAGCUUAGAUUGAAAAAGAUGUCUUAAAAGUUAUGAAUCAUCCAUUUAUUGUUAAAUUGAAUUAUGCAUUUUAAACUUUAGAUCAUUUAUAUCUUGUAAUGGAUUUAUGUUCUGGAGGAGAUUUAUCAACACAUUUAGAAUUAUAUAACAAAUUUCCAGAAAAUAUUGUAAAAAUAUAUGCAGCAGAAAUAACAUUAGCUUUAGAAGCAUUACAUAAAUAAGGAAUCAUCUUUAGAGAUCUUAAACCUGAAAAUGUAGUAUUAGAUAAAGAUGGACAUGCAUAUUUAACAGAUUUUGGAUUAUCUAAAUAAGGAAUUGAUGAAGAAAUUUUGAAUUAAUCUUUUUGUGGUACUUUAGCUUAUUUGGCUCCUGAAAUGUUAAUGAAAAAAGGACAUGGUCGUUAAGUUGAUUGGUACAUGUUAGGAAUCUUUAUAUAUGAAUUAUUAGUUGGAGCUCCGCCUUAUUAUGAUAGUGAGAAAGAAAUUCUAAAAGAAAAUAUAAAAAGAGCACCACUUAAAUUACCAAAAUAUUUAAGUCAAGAAGCUAAAGAUAUAAUUAUUUAAUUAUUGAUAAGAGAUCCUAAACGUAGAUUAGGAUCUUAAGAAGAUGCUAAAGAAAUUAAAAACCAUCCUUGGUUUAAUGAUAUCAAUUGGUUAGAUUGUUAUAAUAAAAAACUAUAACCACCUAAACCACUUAUUUUUCAUGAACCAAAAGAAGCUAGAAAAGUUACAUUUAGCAAGAAUAGUAACAGAAAUAAAUUAAAUGACUGGACCUUUUUUGAAAAUUGA
This is a messenger RNA of Paramecium sonneborni, 2110 nucleotides long. The record is from the annotation of a GenBank genome assembly. NCBI's taxonomy places the organism in Eukaryota, Ciliophora, Oligohymenophorea, Peniculida, Parameciidae.